CGAGCGCUGCAGGUUGAUCGCCGCGGCUGCAGAUGAGCGGAGCCCGCGCGGGCGGGGGGGCGGCCGGGGCAGCGCCGCCGGGGCCGGGUCGGCGGCCGGCGCACUAUGCGAGGCCGGGAGGAUGGCGGUGGAAGCUAUCCAUUGCAAUCUGAAUCCAAAUGGUAUUGAUCAUCCUGUCCCCACAGAAGGUAUUAAUCUACAACUUGAAGGUGAAGGAGUUGAAUCGCCCUCGGUUAAGAACACUAGUGCCCCAAAAGGGCCUGAGUCAAAAGAGACACCCAAGAGACAAGUGGAGCCAGAAAUAUCUAAGUCCGGGACUGUGAAGCUGACCAAGCCUGUGGCAUUAUGGACCCAGCAGGAUGUCUGCAAAUGGCUGAAGAAACAUUGCCCUAAUCAGUAUCAAAUCUACAGUGAGUCAUUCAAACAGCACGACAUAACUGGCCGUGCUUUGCUGAGACUUACUGACAAAAAGCUUGAACGAAUGGGCAUUGCCCAGGAAAGCCUGCGACAGCACAUUCUGCAGCAAGUCCUUCAGCUGAAGGUGAGAGAAGAAGUCCGAAACCUCCAGCUGCUUACACAAGCCCCAGCAGAGAGCUCUCCAUAAACAUUUCCAGCCUCUAAAGCUGCUGUCCUGCCACUUGAUAUGAAAGUGAACUUUCCUUCAUGAAAAAACCACAAUAAAUGGCGCUGCCAGAAAAUGACCGUGGAGGAUUGAAGACAAACUUGAAGUAAAAUCAGCAGACUCAGAUGAUGCAUUCUGGGAAGACCUGGUUUGCUGUGGAGUAAAAACGUGGUGCAAAAUAUCCAGUGCUAAUUUGUUGAAAAUGGUCAUUUACAGACCUUUAGCUGGAAAAUUUCUUCCAGUUUUCAUCACUGUGCAUAACUUUUGAGUUCCCUUUAGGGGACUGUCUAUGCCCUUCACUAGAAGUCCUGUUUUAGCAUGGCAACUACUGGAUUCUUUUAUUAUGUAUGCAGAUGGCAUGAUAUUUUAGGAAAAACUUACAGCAAUUCUCCAAUCUCAGUGGAUAUGUUCACAAUAUUACACCCUGAUAGGAAUGUAAACGUCUUGUAUGUGUUAGUUUUGCAGUCUAAUGGUAUUCUGUUAAACGAUAUCAGCACUUCAUAUGUGCUUUCCUCACAGAACUAGCACAGUCCAUAUAUAUAUAUAUAUAUAAUGGUCUUUUUUUAAAAUACUGAGGAUAUGUUUCAGUAUUUGUGCUGAGACUGCAUCCAAACUGAAGCCCACUACUAUCAUCCCUUCACCAAUUCACGUUAGAUUGUGUAGAUAGAUUUGCACGUGGCAGAGAUGAGACUUCUUUUAUCAAGACUUAGAGAACAGCUGUCACAGAGGUAGCCAAGAACAGGGUAGGUUGAGCUGUAGGACACUGUGUCUGCUCUCCCUCUCAUCCACCAAAUAUCAAAGGUUCUCAUUUCUAGUGUGCCAAUGUGUUUUCUUACUCAGAGAGGGAGAGAGCCUUUCUCAGAAAUGUGUGUGACCCUGGGUUUGGUCUACAGUAAAACCAGAAUAAACUGGAAGAAUUCAGGUUCUUUAUGCUGGCCACCAUUUAUGUUUUGGGCAGGGCUGGAGAAUCAUAGUCCAAACCAAACUCUCUGAAAAAGGUAAAGUGUAAGAUUAUACUUCUGAGGAGCAAGACACUCCCUUUGGAGAGGGCAGACUUCUUCAUUAACUUCUUCCACUUUCUAUCCAAAACAGUAUUUUGGUAGGAACUGGGAAUAAGCAAAUGGUUCCAAUAAGCCUUUCAAUAUACUGUAGCAGGCUCAAGACUGUUGCAUUCAAUCUGAACAUUGUUUUUUGUUCAGUCUCUGAAUGGCUGGCCUCAUCACUGGUUGUAUCACAGCUGGCUGUGGUACUGUUUCUUCAGUGGGGACUCAGUGGAAUUAAUGUCUGUCCCUCACAUCAGGACCUUCUUGACACACUCUUUAUAAUGAACUGAUGUCAUCAACAUACUGAGGGGGUUUACUUAUUUGUUCCUUCUUUCUUUGAAAUCAAAGGUAGCUUUUUUUGUGUAUUUAAAGACUGUCGCUCUCUCCAGCCUGACAGACAGGUACAGUAGAGUUGCUGUUAGCAUUUAUUCCAAACUGGGUGAGACACAAUACUGGUGUGAAGAUGCAGUGAUGGAGAGAGGGUGCAGCUCGAGUAAAUCAAAGGCAACUUUCUAGAGGAAGCUCCUGUGUUACAAUUCUUUAAAACUGUUGUGCAGUUCAUUGCUAGAGAAUGGAAGGUCAGCCACUGUGGGUGCCUGUACAACAAACAGAUAAUUAUCUUCAGGGUUUAAUUUUUUUCAGAUGGUAAUGGGCUUAGGUUUCAGCUCUCCACCCAUCUCAGAUUCAGCAUGUUGGAUACUUCUACAGUAUUCAGUCCAAAAGAAAAUUAUUUUUACUGAUGACCAGGGUAUUCAGAAGUCAUUAGUGAUUUCUAACGGUUUGGGGUUUUCCACGGGUUCUCAAAUGGAGCUCCCAAGAAUUACAAAGCAGUAAACUUCUACAGUCUCCUUCUGAAAAUCCUGGUCCCUAAUUUUAAAUUAAUUGGUGUAAAAUUUUUCUUAAGACAUGAGAAUCUUUGCCAACAGCAACAUUUGCACUUUUUAGAGCUUUUCGUAGGGUUGCAGGUUGGAAUCUGAUACCAAUAGAGCCAGUCAUGCACAUGGCACAGGUCCACUGUAAGCUUCAGCAAAUUUUACAGCUCUUUCUGCUACAGGUUUUAAAAUGCACUCUGGCAACUGACAUCAAUUUCAUGUUGGUACAGCAAUUAAAAAAUAAAGUACUUUGAUUGAUAUGUUAUAUUAAAAGGAGAAUGCUUUACUUCUACAGUAGGAAUUCUCUUAUUUUACUACCCAGUUAAAAAAUCCAGAAUAAUUUGAAUGAUAUAAGAAAAGUUUAUCAAAGAGUGUUAUCUUAAAAGGGUGUAUGAGAAGAAGUUGCGUUAGGCAGAGAGCCACUAGAAGCUUUUUUUGUAUCAAUGUUAGUUUUGAACAUCUUCCAGUAUAUGGGCAUGAAUUUAGAUGUGUGCACUUCUCCUGUUAAAACAGUUUGUUUUAAAAGCUUCCCAGGAUUUUAGCUAUGGUGACCUAGAAAAGCAGUGUUAUAGGCCCUGAGAAAUGUGAAAAUCAAGUCCAGAUCCUUGAGUAGCCAGACUCGGUGAGAAGUCUGCUGUAGGUGCCUAUCGGACAAAUCUUCUCUGAAGCUGGUGUAGGUCUCCAUCCUGCAGCCAGCCUAUGCAUGUGGACAACUGCAAGCAUAGUUCCCCCGAGCCCCGUGACACUUCUCAUGUGUGUAACUGUCUGCCAGAGCCAUAAGGAAAUAACUGUACUUUUUGGCUUGUAUUUAACUAUUCAUUGUGUUUAGAUUUUUUUUAAUCACUGUUAUUCUCCCAAAGUAGGCCAUGCUUCCUCAGGGAUAUUUAUGGAAUUGUUCUACAUCUCCUGAACAACUAUUUGGAUCCCAGCAUAUUCUUCUGAAAAGUUUUUAAUAUAAAUAAACACGUGGGAGAGAUUUUUGUUGUUAUGAAUGGGGGCAGGUACUGUGUUCUCGGAAAGGCUAUUGAGUGCAGACAAUCAAGUCUAUUGCAUUUUUUAUGCUGAACACCUUAUUAAUAGCAGAUAUAUCCGCUUUUGCCUGGGUCAUAGGAACGGUUCAGGGGAAAGAAUGCUUUAUCUCUGGUCAAUAAAUCAUUUAUGUCGAGAGUGCCAAAGACCAAGUCAACAUGAAAGGGAGCAAAUAAGUUAUUCCGGCAAAGGAAGUCAAUUUAAAUAUGUUCAGAGCCAUUAGUUCGGUGUGAAAGAGUGGGAGACUAAUGCUAUUUUCAUCAAGCAGCCAUUAUCAGCCCUGUGGAGAUAGAUAAAUUUGCAAAGGCCAGUGCUGCUGUUACAUUGAUCACUAGUUAUUAUCUCCGAGACAAGGCAGUGCUGCCAUCAGGACACUGUUCCCCUGUGCAGACCUGCAGCCUCCUCCUCUCCCUGGUGUCACGCUCGCCUGGGUUUUUUUGUGUCCAGAAAGGUUGCAGCAUCAGACCCCACUAAGAAUCCCUGACAGAAGUGCAGCCUUUCCAAGUGGUUCAAACCAUGAGAAGUCCUCCACCAGAAACCUGAAGGAAUUGCUCACUCCAGAAAGCACGCUGCAGCUGAAGGCAUCCUUUGCACUGUUUUGAUCCUUGUGGUUUUUUCUCAUCUGUGUGGCUUUCUGUACCUGAACAUCCACCAUUUAUUCUGUUAAGGGAAAUGCAGCCUUCAAGGAGGGGAGUUUGAAAAAGCUCCACAAGCUCUUUGGUUUUGCUUGUCCAGACGUUUGGCAAUGCUCUACCAGUGAGUUCAUCCCUCCCUGUCUGUUCUUUAAGGGUAAGUGUUGUCACUCGACAACAGAUGUAACAUUAUUGAGGAAAUGAAACCAUUAAAAAUUAUACAAUUUUGGUUUGCUUUUACCCUUCACUUUCAGAAGACACAAGGCCAGGCCCCAGUGGACUUACAUUGGUGCUGCUCCAUGAGUGUCUCCACAGAUGUGUCUAUCAGUGCCAGCCAUGGAUCCAGGACUGGGGUGGGUUUUUUUGUCAUUGCCAAAGUGAACCUCCCUCCAGCAGCCACAAAGCCACAAAAUCUGUGUUAUUCAAAGUAAAGCAAAGUAAAACCCUGAAUCUUUCACAUUGGUCCCCUUUAAUAGUUGCCAUCUCUGCCAUCAGAGUCUCCUUGAACGGCCCCGCUGCAGGACUGUGCUGCAAUUGACCCUGAUAUAUAUAGGCUGUGGUCAAUGAGAUUUUAAUUUAAAAAGAGAAGGUCCUUUGGUGUAAUUAAAAUUGAUGGGUGAGGGGAAAUUAUUACCAGCAUUACCUGCAACCUCCUGUAGUAAAAUUCAGGAGAGUAAUCUGGAGUGCAGAAAAAGCCACCAAUAUAAUGUAUGGGUGAUUAGGCAGGCUUAUGAGGAUAGAUCAGCAAGUAAGAAAAGUAGAUGUUUAAUGAAGGAAGCCAAAAAAAAGCAUGGGAAGUCAGUGGCAAAUAGGUUAGGGCUGGUUAGACCAAAGGCUUUACAUAUAUCCUAAUAAAUACUGUCAUAGCAAAGCUAAGUCUGAUGUUAGACAGGCCCAGCACAGUGAUUGUUCACAGUACAUUGAAAACCCAACAAAUAGUCUUGUUUUGUAUUUGAAAGCAGUAGAAAGAGGGAGUCAAAUUGCCUAUUAAGAUGUAAUUCCUCCUACUCCAUCAGUAAUUACGGAUAAUAUUAAGCAGCAACUCUCCAAACAUAAUUUUAAAUUUGUAGAAUCAUUAGGUGAAUCCAAAAGUGAAGGAAAACUUGACUAGGACUCUUCAGAACCAGAAAGCAUAAAAGAAGCUUCAAAUGACACCAAAACCACAACAAUUCAAAAAAAAUGAGAGGUUUGAUCCAGAAAACUAUGGCUCAUUAGCUUCCUAUCAGUCUUGGGCAAAAUCAUGGAAAAGUUGAUAUAACAUAAUCAUUAAACCAAUUAAUACUUGAUAAAACCCUCCAGUUUAUUUUUAUAGAAUUGUAUCAUACCAAAUAAUUUGCUAUCAUUUUUUGUGGUAUCAAAGUCUUGUUGAGAAAAGAAGCUCUGCUGGCAUACCAUACUUAGCCUCCUAUAGAGCAUUUGAUUCUGAUAAAGAACAAAAAUAGCACAAUGCAAAAUCAAUAUCACCCAUAUAAAGUGGAUUAAAACUGAUUACAGGCUAGAUCACAAAAAAAUAGCAGUAAAUAUGAAAUUAUCCUCAGUUAGACUGUUUCUGAUGAGGUCCUCCCAAGGUAUGCUUUACUUUCAAUAUACCUCCCAGGGAAAGAGAAAGUUACUGUUGGCAACAGACAGAGGUGACAAAAACGGAGAUGCAGUAAAUAAUAAUAUGAGCAAGUUAGGGGUGGAGAGUAACCCAGAGGACAGAAAAGUCAGAAAUCUGGGAGACAUGGCAGCAAGUCUGCUUAGAAGCAUGGGGAGUACAUCUGGAAUAACACAGUGGCUGCAAAGGUGCAGUAAGUAAUCCAUUCAACAUCAGCUCCAGAGAUGCUCUUGCCAGUUGGGAUGUAGGACCUGGCAAUAGUGAUGCUAUUCCAGUUCAUUUGGUAACUGUCAGUCUUUCAGAAAGGGUAUUGACAACUUGGAAAGAUUAUUUUCAAUAACUCCCAGUGUCAUUCAAGGGCAGGAAAACAGGUCUUAUUAUAGUGUCAGACUAAUGAAGCUCAAGCUAUUAAUUUAUCAGAGGCAAUUUGAAGAGGUGACUUGAUCUCUAUCUGCAAUCACAAUCUUUACCUGGGCAGGAAAGUGCUGUCUGAGGGCAGGUACCUCUUCUGUUUAGAAGAAAAGGGAAUGAUGUGCUCUACUGGUUGGAAACUGAUUUCAGGCUAGAAAUUAAGUGCAAGUACUCAACAGGGAGGAUAAUUACCCAUGGAGACAACUUACUUAGUUACCUGGCAUGUUCUCCAUCACAUAAAGUCUUUAAAUGUACGCAGAGUAUUUUUCUAAGUCAAUAAGCUCUACCUCAAACUGAAAUCCAGGCUCGAUGCAGCAAUUACUGGAUGAAGUCAUUAGGCAUGUGUUAUGCAAGGAUUAGACUAGAUCAUCAGAUGUAAUUUCUGAAUUAAAAAUACCUUGAAGUAUCCAAUAUUACAAGAACGCAGGGCAACCUAUAUCAGUUUUUGGGUUUUUUGUGUUUGUUUUUUUUUUUCCACAAAAUGGUCUUAAUUUAAACGGCUUUUAUGAAAAGCUGUACUUGUUAACGUUUGGUAUGAGCGUCAGUAGGUCUGCUCACAGUUUUAAGGUUCUGCUGUGCAUAAUUAAAGGAAGAGAACUGGAUGAGAAAGGACAACAGAACCCUUGGACACACUGAGAAAGUCUGUUGCCUUUCAUUAAUAGCAACCUGGGACAAAAUGCUGCAUGCAAAUCAUGGGGCCACGUGGAUGUGUAGUCUAAGCAAGCAAUAACAUCUGUGGGUUUGCCUCUUAAGGAGGUAGGAUCUUCCUGGCAAGAAAUAGAUUUUCCUGCCUUCGACAACUGGCAGAGAAGCUGCAGUGCUGAUUGAGGGGGCGAUUGUAUCUCUGUGCAGCUGAGCAUGGUACACAAGUUCCUUGCUUCAAACACAACAAACUGUUCAGCUCUCAUGACGAGCCCCAUUGGAGCUGGUUAAUAAAGCCCUGGAAGUGAAAUGACAUCAGUGGGAUUACCCAGAGUAAUGACAGCUGCUCCCAGCAGUGGGUUUUUGCAAGAUUGGGCCCUGUUACUAUCAGCUGGUUUCAGUGUUGUACUUCGGAAAUAAGCACUGGGCUACUCAGUGUCUGAUUCAGGUUUCAUAAAACCGCUGUCAGUAGAUGCAAGUGAGAACCUCUGGAGCAUCUUCCAAGUUCUUCACCAAUCAGUGGGGAACGGCACGAACAGGGGUGUGCAGUCUGAAAAGUAAACAGUUCACACAAACAAGAGAAACUAUAAAGGCAAUACUUACUGCAGAUUGGUAUUGAAUCAACAUCAAGAAGCUAAAACAAGAAUGAGCUAGCUACAGCCAUAGAUAAGAAGAUAAAGAUCUUUGGGGAUUCUUCCUCUAAUCCAGUAUGAAAUCCUAAGAAAAUGAGUUUGGGCUAGAUUUAUUGUUUAAAGAACACUGGUACGUGCUUGCUGCCUGUCAAAUAAAUUCUGAAGAGUCACUGGCUUCGGUGUGUGAUGGCUUACGAGUGUCCUCAUGCUGCUGAGACACUGUGCAGCUCUGGAGGGGAGCAUUCCAUAACUGGCAUGUCUGGGAUCCAGCUGGGCAGGGAAGAAGCUGAACUUGCACGAGUGGAAUUGUCAGCAUUAUUAUAAUGCAACCAGGUUUAGUCUGAGAAUGAGAUGAAAAUCUCCUUUCUGAUACUAAUUCCAAAUAUAUCUAAAUAGUUUUUCAGAAGAAAAAAAUCCUCUGUAGCUUCUGUUACAUCUGUAAUCACAUCCUUUCUAUUAAGUAACUUGCCUUGAAUUUAUUUAUUUGAUAUCAUAAGUCACUAAAUUACAUAGCAAAACAUAGUGUUUGUUUUUUUUUUUUUUAAGCAGGGAGAUUGGUAGAUUGGUAUUGCAGCAAAACAGCUUGUAAGCAAUAAGAAGCUGUGCAGGGAAGGAAAAAAAUCAACAAUUUGUCCCAUCAGAUGCUUAGGGGAUUUGACUGGUUGGUUGACUUUUUGUUUCAAUAUUGAGAGCAAGGUUUUACAUCUAGAUAGAGGUUUUCCUUACUGAACCAGACUUUGGUAAAGAAAUGUUGGGAGUCCUCUUAGCACCACUUCUGCAUCCCUUGUAUUCAGGAGGCUCCUUCUCUGUGCUUCUUUUGAGAAAGAUAGAAAAGAGAUAAGGUGACAGUAGUGAAGACACAGAGGGACAGGAACUUCCAGCCUAUGCAAAGCACCUCAGCAUGAGACCCAAACUCAGCCUUGUGCUCUGACUCCAACACUGCUGAUGGAGGGGAGGAAUGGGGCCAUGCUGGGCUAACCUGCAAGUGCAACCUGUCCCGUUCCAUCCUGCUCUCUUGCAGCCAUUGCAGGAGACAUUGCCUGGCAGAACUGGACAAUGCUCCAGCAAUAGGAAUGACCAGCAUUUCCACAAAGAGGCUGCAUGCUCUGAGGAGAAGUCUCCUUUGCCUUGCACUGAGCUGCUGGGCUGCUUGUCAAGGCUAAAGAGGCGUAUUUUUAAAUUUCUCAGAGUUACUGCAGAAUCUGAAAGUGUCAGGGCCAUGCUUUGGGAUGUGCUGGGCUUUGCUUUCAGCUUUGCAGCUAUCUGGACCUACUCCACAAUUACUAUUUCUUUUUCACAAGUCAGGGUAAGAUGGGAGGAGUGCCUGCCUGGCUCUGCACAUCGUAAACUACCAAAGGGGGCUCUAAAUUUGGGGUACUCUGUUUUGGAGAGUUGAAUUUAAGGUUGUUUGAAUGUGACCCUGAAAAAAGCAGAACUGACAGCUGGAAUUGCAGCCACACCUGAGUUGUCUCCAAAGGUUACCCUCUAAUGAGCAGCCCAUGGACAGAAUCAGAUGCCAGGCUGUGCUGGUGCAUCAGCAUCGGCCGCUGCUGAUGGACAUGAGCUGCAGGGAGCAAGAGAUGCUGGGAUCAAGGUCCUGGGAGACCUGGUCACCUGAUCCAGGACAGCUGGAUGCAGAAGGGUGACUGCAAGCCCAUGGUCAUGCUGUCUGGUCGAAACAGUCUCCUGAAGACAGCAAGUUGUGUCUGGUCCUGCUGCCUUUGGAGUCAGUUCUGGUUUACAUUAACUAAGGAAAUAUUCUAAGCCAGUGAUCUCCUUUUAAUGUUAACUUGGUUGAUAAUCUAGGAAGAUACCAGCACUCUAAUGCUUAAGAAGUGACACCCUCUUAUUCCCUGUACAUCUAUGACUGAACUUUUUAAUGAUGGAGCCAAAUGACGUGGCAUGAAACAAAAGUGUGCCUUUUUGUUUGAUGCACUCUGCGUUUCCCCAGGCAUCCAAGGUGUUCACCUGCACAGAAGUGCUUUUUUCCCAAAACAGAAAUUAUCAUGCAAUCUAAUUUUUAGUAUAUGAUGUGGCCAUUGCUGGUAAUUCCACCUUACAGUUUUUAUAUUUAGUCUUUAAUUCCUUCUGUCUUCAGAAAUCAACAAAAAAUAAAACCCGGGUGGGAGGGAGGAAUUCUUUUAAACAAUAAAACUAAAAUCAAUAUCAAAGUUUUUGGUAUCUUUGGGCAGAAUCUCUGGAAGCUUUGGGUAUCUGCUUUAUCAUUUUGUAUAUUUGACAAUUUUGUACUCUGCAUUGUUUGACUUCAUUUGUGCAUGGCGAUGUAUUAAAACAUGGAAUUUUUAUGAUACAGUAGAA
Myiozetetes cayanensis is the source of this 9799-nucleotide messenger RNA. RefSeq names its product sterile alpha motif domain containing 12 (gene SAMD12). Bases 122 to 604 code for a protein of 160 amino acids. The transcript is spliced from 5 exons. Lineage: Eukaryota; Metazoa; Chordata; Aves; Passeriformes; Tyrannidae. Gene Ontology annotation, cellular component: cytoplasmic side of plasma membrane. Gene Ontology annotation, biological process: cell surface receptor protein tyrosine kinase signaling pathway. The record is from RefSeq and is a predicted model, not a curated record. Gene Ontology annotation, molecular function: protein binding.